AUGCAUUUUCCAUGGAAAUUUAAGCAUAAUAAUGAUAAUAAUGAUGAUGAUAAUAAUAAUAGCAAUGAUAAUAGCAAUAAUAAUAAUAAUUUAUUUUUUUUCUUGUUAAAUGUUAUUCUGUCGAAAACAAUUUUGAACGAAAUUCAUAUUUUUUCUUCUUUUACGUAUGCAUACUACGAAUAA
This is a messenger RNA of Plasmodium vivax (malaria parasite P. vivax), 183 nucleotides long. RefSeq lists its product as hypothetical. The transcript has a single exon. NCBI's taxonomy places the organism in Eukaryota, Apicomplexa, Aconoidasida, Haemosporida, Plasmodiidae. The coding region runs from base 1 to 183 and encodes 60 amino acids. The record is from RefSeq and is a predicted model, not a curated record.